Messenger RNA from Peromyscus maniculatus bairdii (prairie deer mouse), 2784 nucleotides. RefSeq names its product spermatogenesis and centriole associated 1 (gene Spatc1). Gene Ontology annotation, cellular component: centrosome. The record is from RefSeq and is a predicted model, not a curated record. NCBI's taxonomy places the organism in Eukaryota, Metazoa, Chordata, Mammalia, Rodentia, Cricetidae.
CCAAACCAGCACAUUAAAUGUAACCCCUCACGGAUGAUGUCACCUCAAAGACAACACCAUGAGUCUGCCCACUGGAAUCUGGUCUGAAACUGGACUUUACCCUCCUCUUCCUGACCCAUGGAGAGGUCAAGAGAACGUGACCACAGAGCCAGUGGAGAUCCUGAGGAUCAGCUUCCAUUGGCUCCCAAGAUCAGGCCCAUGGACUUCUCCAUAGACGGCACUAAGAGAAGAGAGUACCAAGGACUCAGUCUCUUGAAACCAGUCGAGGAAGAUGGUCUCGGGUUCUUGUUUGGAAGUCCGAGCAGAGGAGUGUGGCUACCUGUAUGUCUUUGACUGAAAACGGUUCUCCUCUGGGAGAAUGUUGUCUUCUACCAAGCGGACCGAUUCCAGAGGCAUACACAGGAGCAGUGAGGGGGGAAUGAGAUGCUCAUCUACCCAGCCAGAUCGGCCACGUCAGCCCUGGCAAUCAUGGAGUAACAGAGGGUACUGUCGGAUCACCAUCACAUCUCACUUCACAUUCUUGAAACGUGGGAGCAGAAACCCAGGUGCAAAAGGACCACGAAGGAUGGGAGAAGGGGACCCGUGUCAGGAAUGGAAACGCCCGAGCUAUGGGGAGCCUGGUACUUGGAUACGGGACACCCUGGACCGAUAGCCGGGUGAAAGUAUGGGCCAGAAGAAAGUAUGGGCCAAUGUCCCAGCAUCCCAGACAGAGUUUCCUCAGGAGAUGGAUGAUAGAUGAAACCCAGGCAUGCCCUAUAUCAAAAGGAAGGGCACCCUGCCCAGGAAGGCAGAACAAAGAGUAUUUAUCAACAAACAGUCAUCAAAUGCCUAUACCAGGUUGCACCCCUUGUGGUAGCCUGAGAACUCCAGGGAGGUGCAACAUCAGCACUGUCUAUCCAGUGGAAAGCAUUGAGGGGCUAAUCUCACAGAUGCAAGAUAAGUGAUGUGACCUCGAACUCAUCUGCUGGGGAAGUCCAGAGGCAGCAAUUAGCUAGUGGAGUAAAAAAACGUUGCAAAAGAGGCAAAGUUGAAAUCAAAAUUGGCCAGACCUUGUCAGGACAUUUCAGGCUGAGGUGUAUUCCUGCCCCCAUCCCCAGCAGCAGCCAAGGAGCCAGGCGUGGAAGACAUGGGGAUGGUGGCCCUGGCCCCUCUGGCUGACAUGCUGAACGGCCCACAGCUCGGUUCUGCAGCAGGCUCCCUUAUCAACCCCCUGGCGGCCCCUCUCAACCCGCUGCUCUCCGGCCAAAUGCCCUUGGCGCAGAACAGUCAAUUCGCCAGUCUCGUGUCGUGCCCCCUGAGCAGCCACCUGACCAGUCCCCUUGCCGUCUCUCCAGGGGCCACCUUGGCCAGCUCUCUGGGCUUACCCGCGACUGGACCCCUGGGCAGUCACUUGGGCGGUCCCAUGGCUGUCCCCCCUGGGACCAGUCUGGCCAGCUCACUGGGCCUGACCUCCACUGGCUCCCUGACGACCAACAGCCGGCUGGCGGGCCCCCUGGCUGUAUCUCAGAGCAGCCCCCUCAUGGCUCCCCUGGCGGGCACGGUGGCAGUCUCUCUGAGCAGCCCCCUCCUCUCCUCCACGGCUACCCCUCUAGGUGUUUCUCAGAACAUUCUGCCCAACCCCAUAAACAACCUAGCGCUGUCAGAGGCCCCAAGGGUGCGGCUAGCGGAGCCACCCCGAGGAAGCCUCUCCGGAGCCUCAGCCGGGGCAGGGCCAGCCACCGCCUCCAAAGUCACCGGUGAGCACCCCCAGCCGAGCCAGGACUCAGAGCCCCUCAACAUGAUGUUUGUGGGUGCGCCCCUCCAGACCUCCACCCCCAUGAGCACCAUGGCCACAUCCGGUCCCACAACAAAUUUCUAUGCCGCCACGGAUACCCGGACCCAAACUGGUGUUCUCCAGGGACAAAUUACCCUCACCUCUGUCCCAAACUCCCCAACAGGCUCUCCUGCUUGCACAGUCCCCAACUCUUCCCCGACACCUGCCCCCCAAGGAGCUGGAAACUAUUCCCCUUCAAGAAACUCCCCCACCAGGGCGCACCAGUCCCCUACCCGGCCCGUGCCCAACCCCCAUUCUCCUCCACGCAACCCCCACUCCCCGCCCCGCACCUCAUCCUCUCCGGCUUCAGUCAAUGACACCCGCGGUUCACGCGCCGUGGAACAGUCUCGGAAGAGUAUCCUGGAGAUAGAGCGGAAGAUGGCCCACCGCAAGUGUAACAAGUUCCCUGACAGUUCCCGAGACUCAAAGCAACUAGCCUGGGAGAGGCUGGUGGGGGAGAUCGCCUUCCAGCUAGACCGAAGAAUCCUGUCCAGCAUCUUCCCAGAGCGCGUGCGCCUCUAUGGCUUCACUGUCUCCAACAUUCCAGAGAAGAUCAUCCAGGCCUCCCUAAACCCCAGUAACCACAAGCUGGAUGAGGACCUAUGCCAGACACUCACACAGCGCUAUGUGAGCAUCAUGAACAGACUGCAGAGUCUGGGCUACAAUGGACGGGUGCAUCCGGCACUGACGGAGCAGCUGGUGAACGCAUACGGCAUCUUGCGCGAGCGGCCUGAGCUGGCAGCGUCUGAAGGCGGCUCCUACACUGUGGACUUCUUGCAGCGUGUGCUGGUGGAAACAGUGCACCCCAGCAUGCUCACUGAUGCUCUCCUGCUGCUCUCCUGCCUUAACCAGCUGGCCCAUGAUGACGGCAAACCCAUGUUCAUCUGGUAACUGGGGUGCCCGGCUGGGCCCAGGCUCACUUCGCCCUGCAGGCCAUUGUAGAUGGCCAUUAAAGUUUCCCACAGACACGA